UUCGCGAGAUUUUGGUCUGGGAUUUCGCACGAGAGAAGGUCUGGACUUUGGAGUACUGGCGAUUUUGGUCUGGGAUUUCGCACGCGAUUUUGUCUAGGGUUUCUUUCAACGCGGUCAUUCAUCCUCUCAGAUGUGGUGCUUCAGCACAGACGUGCGCCACCGCUCUCAUCUUCUGCCGGAGUCCGCGGCGUGGUUCAUCCGGAUUAUGGGUUCUAUCCAUCCGCUGACCGAUUCUCUUCCACGACCUCACAACGGCAGCGAGCAUCUCCAUCUCUGAUAAAAAAUAGCAGGGGAGGGCUGCGUGAAAUAGCCUCGACCUAGGGUUUCCUACAGCUGCAGUUGAAGACAAGGAAUUGGUUUGGAUGAGCAAUGCUCACUGUGUGUUCGACGAAAUGACUCAAAAAGAUGUAGCCACAUCUACAACGAUUGGAUCUUGCUUGGACGAAGGGGGUUGGGGGCCAGGUACAAAUAUGUGUCCCUUAAAGUUAUCACAAAAAAAAACUCUCACAUGGACCUGAUCGAGUUGUGAUCCUCUGAAGAAAUCAUCGCCAUCCUCUCUUCCUUGGCUACGCCCGACCAGGAGUCGAAAAUCAUGGACCUGAUUGAGUCGUGAUGGCACGAGCUGGUCGGGGAGAUGCACAUGAAGGUCUGCUACCCUGGGCUGAAGGGCACGAGUGGCGCAUUGUGACUGGGUGUGACCCCAAGAACACCAGGUGGAGCUACCACAACGGUUGGUCUUGGCAGGUGCUGCUUUGGCUGCUGACUGCAGCUUGCAUCAAGACAGGGAGGCCUCAGGUGGCGAGACGGGCGGUGGAGCUGGCAGAUUGCCACCGAAUUAUGUAAGAAAAGCUACAUUUUGGCUUCAGAUUCCAAAAGGCAGAUUUCCACUUAAUAUUCUAGGUUCUGUUUGGGAAGGCUGCAUUGGCAUAUCUGUAGUGAAGGUUUGAAUUAUGUUCUUGAUGAAUCUUGGUUUUAAUUAUGUUAUUGAUGAAUAAUGUGUCUUCAGACCUUCAUUUUCAUGUAGUUAUUCUUUGGGUGUUGUUAUUUUUCUUAGUCAAUGGAUGAGCAAAAGAGAGAAAUGAAGUUGAUGGGCUGUGAAGCUACAGUUUCCUCCUAUGUAGGUGGUUCAUAAAGCCUCAAAUAUGGUUGGUAGAGAAGGCAUCCCUCUUCAGGAAGGAUCAGAAAAGAUAACAAGUCUGAGCAGCUAUAAACUUAUCUUAGUAAGGAGUUGUUUUUGAGACUACAAACCAAAGCCUACAAAAAGGAGCAAAAAUUCAAGAAACCAAAGCCUACAAACUCCAAGCCUUUCAGGUUAAAAACUGAAGUAAGAAAUGCUACACUUUGGCUCAUAUUUGUGUGUUACGUUAUCAAUAUUGUUCUUUUUUUUGAUAAGUUAACAUUUUUGCUAUCAAGAAAGAAACAUUCUCACCGAAUCUAAUUUUGCAAGGAAAGGCUAUAUCCAAAACACCUCCCCAAUGGAAAUUGUGGAUUUUGUCUUUGUAGGAUAUGUCAAGUAUGAUUUUGUGGAUUUUGCCUCUGUCGAUUACCCGAAACACGGUCCUGUUAUCUUCUAGAUUUCAUUCUACCCAAGAAAAUUUUAAUUUUGUAAGAUCCUUUUACUCAUUUAUAAAUUUCCACUUAUAUUAUACUAUGCGAAUACUCUCUGUAAUAUAUUUUAGCGAGUAUGCCUUUUUUUGACCAGUGCUCCCAUCCGACCAAAAUGUCGGUCAAAUAUACAUUUCUUUUAUUGAGUUAACUGUCGGCAUUCAAAGUGAUUUAUUUCUUCAUUUGUUUUCCAAAUUUAAUUUUAGCUUUUAAAGAUUGGAUCUCUUUAUCUUUUUUUACUUUAAUAUGCCCUAUACGUUUUUCUUAGUGUUACUUCAGAGAUUAGUUUAAACAAACUCCUACAGGAUGGCAUGGAUUAAAAUUUGUUUGAAGCUGAAUUCCAGAUUAUGUUAUUUGUCCUUUCCUGACAAAGAAGAGAUUGGAUGAGAGGAUGCUCAGUUCAUAUUUGGGAUUGAACAAUUAAUGGGGGUUGUUGAUGGUGUGGGUGCGUGGGUUGAGGUUGACACAUGAGAGUCCACCAAUUCGGUCACUUUCGAAAAAAGUCUCAAAACAUUCAAAGAGUACGUGGAAUGUGCUUGCAGAGAUUGACAAUAAUCGUACCACUUAGAUGCUUAUGUCACGAGACAUUCGUGUCUGCUUUGUUCCUGUUGUGCAAGAGGAAAAGAUUCAAUGAAAGUGAUCUUUCAUG
Cuscuta campestris is the source of this 2254-nucleotide messenger RNA. The record is from the annotation of a GenBank genome assembly. Lineage: Eukaryota; Viridiplantae; Streptophyta; Magnoliopsida; Solanales; Convolvulaceae.